AUGAAGUUUCUCGACGUUUCACUCGCUGCCUCGAUCGUCCUCGCUCUUUCUGGAUCAGCUGUGGCCACUCCACCAGCAUGUUUGUUGGCGUGCGCUGCUUCUGUCGUGAAGUCUUCUUCUGAUUGUACUGCUUUGAACCAAGUUGCUUGUGUGUGCAAGAAGGAGUCUUCUUCUAUCCAAUCUUGUCUGGAAUCCACCUGUCCUGACGAUGUUGAAUCGACUGCCUGGUCUGCUUUCAAGUCGAUCUGCUCCGGUUUGGAUGCCGAAGUUGAAGUGAGCACUAGUUCGAGCUCAAGCUCAAAGAGCUCAACUUCUAGUUCUUCAAGUUCUUCAAGCUCGAGUUCCAGUUCGAGCUCAAGCUCAAGCUCUAGUUCUUCUAGUUCUAGUUCUAGUUCUAGUUCUAGCUCUAGUUCAAGCUCCAGCUCCAGCUCCAGUUCCAGCUCUACUCCUAGCUCUAGUUCAAGUUCAAGUUCAAGUUCAAGUUCCAGUUCUAGUUCUAGUUCUAGUUCUAGCUCAAGCUCUAGUUCAAGCUCUAGUUCAAGCUCCAGCUCCAGCUCCAGCUCAAGCUCAUCUUCAACUUCCACUUCUUCCUCGAGCUCUUCAUCUUCAUCUUCUUCAUCUUCUUCAUCUUCGAAGUCGUCGUCUUCAUCGUCUUCAUCCUCUUCUAGCAAGAAGCCAAAGUCGUCGAUUCUUGCCGCCUCCACUUCGUCCAAGUCCAAGUCAUCGUCCAAGCCUUCUUCCUCGUCUUCUGCUGAGACUACGUCCUCGGUUUCCUUGACGCCAGCAGCAGUUGCAACCACCUCCUCUGCGGCUGAAUCAUCUUCCUCCUCAGUUAAUCAAGUUGUCACCUCCCAGUCCACCGGCGCUGCCGCUAACUUGGUUCCAGGUUUGGCCGGAGUUAUUGGUGGAGCUUUUGUCUUGGGUUUGAUCUAG
This is a messenger RNA of Kuraishia capsulata CBS 1993, 933 nucleotides long. RefSeq lists its product as uncharacterized. NCBI's taxonomy places the organism in Eukaryota, Fungi, Ascomycota, Pichiomycetes, Pichiales, Pichiaceae. The transcript has a single exon. The coding region runs from base 1 to 933 and encodes 310 amino acids. The record is from RefSeq and is a predicted model, not a curated record.